AUGAGUUCUUACGUCGCCAAUUCGUUUUAUAAGCAAAGUCCCAAUGUUCCUGCCUAUGCCAUGCAAAGUUAUGGAAAUUAUGGAAGUGUGCCUGAGGUUCAGUCAUCCAGGUACUGCUACAGUGGCUUGGAUCUAAGCAUCACAUUCCCCUCCUCUGGGGCUGCCAACUCUCUGAGCGGCUUGGACAUGUCUGCAGCCCCCCGAGCUAACCCCGAGCGACCUUCCUGCACGGUCAUGGGUUCUUCAGGGCAUCCUUUAGCCAGAGACGACCAGGCACCUCUAAACCCCGGAAUUUACAGUCAGAAGACUGCUAACACGGCGCUGGAAGAGAGAUCUAAGAGCUCUGGCGAAAUCAAAGCUGAGCCCGUGCAAACAGCACAACAAGGAGGACCACAACUGCAGCAGCAACAACCUCCACAAAUUUACCCGUGGAUGACCAAACUACACAUGAGCCAUGAAACGGAUGGCAAACGGUCCCGGACCAGCUACACCCGCUACCAAACUCUGGAACUGGAGAAAGAAUUUCAUUUUAACAGAUACCUCACCCGGCGGAGGCGCAUUGAGAUAGCCAACAACCUGUGCUUGAACGAGAGACAGAUCAAAAUAUGGUUUCAAAACCGGAGGAUGAAGUGGAAGAAAGAUUCCAAGUUGAAAAGCAAAGAGGCUCUUUAG
This is a messenger RNA of Cygnus atratus (black swan), 672 nucleotides long. It is a transcript of the gene HOXC5, whose product is annotated as homeobox C5. Lineage: Eukaryota; Metazoa; Chordata; Aves; Anseriformes; Anatidae. The record is from RefSeq and is a predicted model, not a curated record. The coding region runs from base 1 to 672 and encodes 223 amino acids. Gene Ontology annotation, biological process: embryonic skeletal system morphogenesis; regulation of transcription by RNA polymerase II; anterior/posterior pattern specification. The transcript is spliced from 2 exons. Gene Ontology annotation, cellular component: nucleus. Gene Ontology annotation, molecular function: DNA-binding transcription factor activity, RNA polymerase II-specific; RNA polymerase II cis-regulatory region sequence-specific DNA binding.